CGAAUAUCGAUUUUAUUGAAGAUCCUCACUUUUGAACGUACUGCGAAUCUCCAGCAUGCCUAAGGCAUAUUUCGACCGUGACCCUAUAACCCUACAAGAGGGCAACCACAUCCGUGCUGAGAUCGGUGGCAAAAUGAUUGAACCCGAUGAAAUGGAAUAUGUGACUGGAGAAGUUGAACGGGUCAUUAUUCAUAAAUCUCAAGAUUCCACUCUUGAGCUUAAAUGUACCCAGGAUGUUCAUUUUUUGCCUGGGGAACAAGUUAUAUUACAGCAGCUGGAUCCUGUUAGUUACGCUGCUCUAGGCAUGACGAGUGGAAAGGAAGUCGAGUUUAAGGAGUAAAAAGGUUCAUGUCGCGCUUAAAAUAACUUGCCAUUUU
Molecule: messenger RNA, 377 nt
Organism: Aspergillus novofumigatus IBT 16806
Lineage: Eukaryota; Fungi; Ascomycota; Eurotiomycetes; Eurotiales; Aspergillaceae
Exons: 2
Coding region: 56-340 (94 amino acids)
Source: RefSeq, a predicted model, not a curated record